GCCGCUGACGCCACCAAAGGGCUGUUGUUCAGUCUUCUGUCAAAACAAACCGCGAUACACGCCAGAGUCGCUUUGAUUGCUCAAAUGUUUCAUUGUAUAUUUGUGUUUUGAUGUAAAUAAAAAGAUUACUGCAGCGGAAUGUUUGAACUCCGAUGAAGCGCGAGGCUCAAAGGCAUCUCUGAGCUCCACCCUUCUCAUGAUCCUUGUUUGUCCACACCAUCUGAGUGGCGUUCAACAUCCUGGAUGAAGCACUACAGCUCUUUUCAUGAUCCUUAACUGAUGGUGUUUUGGUGGAGCUGAAGGACAGCAGAUCUUGGAUCUUCUGAUGGAGCGGGUGACGGGUAUCUGCUGGUAUGCCGCCCUGCGCUCUUGUUUUCCCAUACUCACCUGGCUGCCCAGGUAUAACCUGACCUGGCUGAAGAUGGACCUGAUCGCGGGUCUGACGGUGGGUUUGACCGCGGUUCCUCAGGCUCUGGCCUACGCGGAAGUGGCCGGUUUACCUGUGCAGUACGGCCUGUAUUCUGCGUUCAUGGGUGGUUUCAUCUAUUGUGUAUUUGGGACAUCUAAAGACAUCACGCUGGGCCCGACCGCCAUCAUGUCCCUGCUGUGUUCGGCGUAUAUCGGUGGAGAUCCUGUGUUUGCGGUGGUGCUCACACUGCUGUGCGGCGUCAUCCAGGCAGGAAUGGCUCUGCUGAGACUGGGUUUCCUCUUGGACUUCAUCUCAUAUCCAGUAAUUAAAGGCUUCACCUGUGCUGCUGCUGUCACCAUCGGCUUCAGUCAGGUCAAGAAUAUUCUGGGUCUGAAGGAGAUCCCACAGCAGUUCUUCUUACAGGUUUACUACACCUUCCACAAGAUCCCUGAGGCCAGAGCUGGAGAUGUGAUUCUGGGUCUGUGCUGUCUGUUCUUUCUGGUCAUGUUGACGCUGAUGAAGAAUUCUCUGGGUUCGUCUGAAGACGAGGCUCCUCUCCUCAUCCGGUCUGCCCGCAGGCUGGUGUGGAGUUUAGCUACUAUCCGGAACGCUCUGGUCGUCAUAGCAGCGACGGCUGUUGCGUAUUCCGCUGAGGUCGCCGGACACCAUUUCUUCAGUCUCACCGGGAUAACUGCCAAAGGACUGCCUCCUUUCAAAGCCCCGCCCCUUUCAGAGACUGUAGCCAAUGACACGGUGAUUACUUUCAGUGACAUCGCGAAGGAUUUAGGCGGCGGUCUGGCUGUUAUUCCUUUAAUGGGCGUCUUAGAGAGUAUCGCUAUUGCGAAGGCUUUCGCCAGCAAGAAUAACUACCGAAUCGAUGCUAACCAAGAGCUCUUUGCCAUCGGUCUCACGAACAUCAUGGGCUCGUUUGUGUCGGCGUAUCCCGUCACGGGCAGCUUCGGAAGAACCGCUGUGAACUCUCAAACCGGAGUGUGUUCACCCGCUGGAGGGAUCGUCACAGGUGUGAUAGUGCUGCUGUCGCUGGCGUUCCUCAUGCCGCUCUUCUUUUACAUCCCUAAAGCGUCACUCGCUGCCGUCAUCAUCUGCGCCGUCAGUCCCAUGAUAGACUUCAGAGUGCCAGUCCAGCUCUGGAGAGUCAAGAGACUCGAUCUGCUGCCAUUCUUGGUGACGUUUGUGGUCAGUUUCUGGGAGGUGCAGUAUGGCAUUGUGGGAGGUGUGGUUGUUUCUGGAUUCAUGCUGUUGUAUAUCGUGGCCAGACCCAAAGUGAAAGUGUCUGAUCACGGUGUGCUGCUUCUGGAGCCGGACAGUGGGCUGAACUUCCCCGUGACAGAGCAUCUCAGCAGACUCGUGUACAAACACGCUCUUCACGCGUCUCCUGCACGCUGUCUGGUUCUGGACUGUUCUCACGUCAGCUCUAUAGACUUCACUGUCGUCCAUGAGCUCACUGAACUGCUCAAACAGAUCGAGCUGAGAGGAGUAUCGAUGAUCUUCGCUGGACUGAAGCCGUCGGUACUGAAGGUGUUGUUGACGGCUGAUCUUCCUGGUUUCCGACAUACAGACAGAGUAGAUGAGGCUCUGCAACUUCUGACAAGUAUCAAUCACUAUGAACAACAAUUCUAACAGCCAAUCACUGGCAAGAACUGAUCACAUGGCUUCGAGCCAAUCAGCACCUGAAUACCUCAAACCCUCUGAUGAUUGGUCGCCUGAAAUAUUCUGCGCACACCUUUGACCAAUCAGCACUCAGGAAGAGACACUUUGAUGAAAACUGAUGGGGAACAAAGUUACAUAAAGUUUGUGUACAUGACGACCAAAUGAUGCUUUUGCACUUAAAACUAUUUUUAGGUAAUUUGUUUAUUUUUUAUUUUGUAUUAAACUGAAUCCCAUGUAAUUUUAGGAACAUGCACUUAUUCUCAACACUAAAGAAUCAAAUCUUAAGCAUUUUGGGUUAAAAAGCACUAAAAAUCAGACUGGUCUCUCAAAACAUAAAAUAUAUUACAUUAAUCAAGAUAAUUCUCUUUCUCUGCAGUUUAUUGUAGUACUUUUAUUAGUUUAGUAUGUUUACAUUUAUUGUUUGUAGAUGAAACUGAAUCUCCAUUAGGACACAGAUGUUUGGACUCUUUUGGACUGACAAAGAUUAAACAACAGACAAACACUGAAAUGUCUCUUUUGACAUUAAACUGAUAU
Sinocyclocheilus rhinocerous is the source of this 2614-nucleotide messenger RNA. Its product is annotated as sodium-independent sulfate anion transporter-like. Gene Ontology annotation, biological process: sulfate transmembrane transport. NCBI's taxonomy places the organism in Eukaryota, Metazoa, Chordata, Actinopteri, Cypriniformes, Cyprinidae. Gene Ontology annotation, cellular component: membrane. The record is from RefSeq and is a predicted model, not a curated record. Gene Ontology annotation, molecular function: secondary active sulfate transmembrane transporter activity. Bases 326 to 2050 code for a protein of 574 amino acids. The transcript is spliced from 16 exons.